AUGAACCAAAAUCUUUGUUUUACUUUAUCGAUUCUUUUUAUCAUUAUUAUUAUUGUUUAUUAUGGAUUAUUACAAGUUGUAGCAGUUGCUCCUAAAGGUCAUCCUAAAGUACUGAAGACUAAAUCAGUGGAGAAAGAUCUUAUCAGAAUGUUAUUAAAUCGAUAUGAACAAUUUGGUAUAAUUGGACGACCAGUAAAUGACAGUAAAAUUAAAGUUGAUGUUCGUUAUGGAUUACAACUUUUCCAAAUUUUGGAUUUGGAUGAGAAUAAACAAAUUCUGCGAACUAACUGUUGGUGUAUGCAUAAAUGGACUGAUUCCCUCCUUCGUUGGAACGAAAGUGAAUAUGGAAAUAUUAAAACAGUUCGUAUAUUUCCAUCACAGAUUUGGACUCCUGACAUUAAACUGUAUAAUUUUGCUGAUGAACGCUUACGCGAAUAUAGAGACGCUCGUGUUGUGGUCUCAAGUAAUGGAGAAACACUAUGGCUUCCACAAGCAUUAUUUAAAAGUACAUGUGAAGUUGAGAUCACAUAUUUCCCAUUUGACACACAGAUAUGCAUGUUAGAAUUCGGAUCCCUAACGUAUGAUAGAACUCAAAUGGACAUAUUAUGGUGGAUUCCAGAUUCACCUCCCAUAGAAGAAAUGCCAUAUUUAGAUUUCUCAGAUUACGUACCAAGUAAUGAAUGGCGUACGGAUGGUGAGAAAGAACGUGAAGUACACCAUGUCAACCGUACUAUACAAAUUCGAUCAGUUAAGAAACAUCGACGUCGAAGUCAAACUGUUGGUAACGAAGUGAUCACAAGAGAAUAUCCAGUUUUACGAUAUUUAAUACGUUUGAGAAGGAACCCGAGUUUUUAUGUAUUCAUGUUAGUGAUUCCAUGUGUGUUGUUAUCAUCUUUAACAUUGGUUGUAUUUUGGUUGCCUCCAGAAUCUCCAGCAAAAAUGAUGCUUGGAAUGAAUAUAUUUGUGGCUUUUUUUGUCUUAUUAUUACUACUUGCUGAGUCUACACCAAGUGCCGUGAAAAAUUUUCCAUUGAUCGCCACCAUGGUAAUCCAUCUUUAUUUUCGUGGUGAUCGUAAAGGUGCAGUACCAUAUUUUCUACGUCGAAUUAUAAUAGAAGGGAUUGGGAGACUAACAUUAGUAAGACAAAGAAUCCCAUUGCCAGAUGUAAAGAAUUCAAAAAGGAAUGUUUUUGCAAAAUAUCACAGAAAGACUCUAAUCUCCCAAAUAUCUCCUGCUAAAACCAAACAGGCUUAUCAAAACAGAUGUAAAAAUGAACAAAACAGAUAUUUUGGGGGUGGAUUUUUCCCGCAAUGUAGUGAAUCAGUCAAUCAACCUGCUUGUGGAGAUCAAUAUUUCGAAAAUGUCACCACUAACUGGUCUGGUUCAAAUGAAUUUCAAACACUUAAAGAAUAUUCUGGGAAAUCCUGUCCACAUAUGAUGAAAACGUCAAUCAAACUUAAUCAUCGAAUACCGGAAAUUUUACAGCAAAUUAUGCAUAAUGAUAAUGAUAUGAAUAAUUAUCCAUUCAGAAUGAUAAACUAUGAUGAAUCAGAAAGUUUUAAUUCAACCACUACACUUGAACGUGAUGUUAGGGAACUGAAAAAAUAUGUUAAAAUAGUAGUUAAUCGACAGAAAGAAACAACUCAUAAAAGUUUAAUAGCUAUGGAAUGGCGUACUUUAGCAAUUGUUUUAGAUCGUUUAUUUUUCUUCAUAUACAUUACUACUAUUCUCAUUGCGGUUGUUGUUUCAGUACCAUAUAACAUCGAAUUAGAAAUACCAGAAGAAUUUCAAGAUUCAGAAGAACGAGUAA
Molecule: messenger RNA, 1810 nt
Organism: Schistosoma curassoni
Lineage: Eukaryota; Metazoa; Platyhelminthes; Trematoda; Strigeidida; Schistosomatidae
Source: the annotation of a GenBank genome assembly